AAAAAUAAAAAAUAAAAAAAAGCGCAAGAACAUAGGAUAUGAUUUAGAAUCAUCAAGUCACCAGAUCCGAUCUCGUACAGCUCCUCUCCUUCUCCGGGUUGGCCUCGAUGAGAAGAACAUGGACGACAGUGAUAACAAUGGUGUUCCUCACUAUCAUCGUAUUAACCUUUUCCAUUCUCAAAGGCCGCCUUGAUGUUCGAUCCACUUUCUUCUCUAUUUCACUCGUCUCCUCAAAUGCAACCUCCCCUGUAUCAUCAUCAUCAUCACCAUCAUCAUCAUCACUGAAGGUAUAUAUGUAUGAUUUGCCUAAAAGGUUCAAUGUGGGCAUGCUUAUUAAAAGUCCUUAUCAAGAUAUGCCACCUGUCACUCUUGAAACUCUUCCUCCUUGGCCCAGGAAUGGGCUCAAGCAACAACAUAGUGUUGAGUAUUGGAUGAUGGCUUCACUCCUCAACAAUUCAGUUGAUGAUGAUGCCAGUAGAGAGGCUGUUAGAGUUUCUGAUCCUGAUUUGGCUGAUGUCUUCUUCUUGCCCUUCUUUUCUUCUUUGAGCUUUAAUACUCAUGGACAUAAUAUGACUGACCCUGAUACCCAAUUCGACGAGCAAUUGCAGGUUGACGUGCUUAAAUUUUUAAGGGAAUCUGACCACUGGAAGAGGUCUUCAGGACGUGAUCAUGUGAUUCCAAUGCAUCAUCCAAAUGCUUUUAGAUUUCAUCGGGAGGAGGUGAAUGCUUCUAUUCUCAUCGUUGCAGAUUUUGGCCGAUACUCGAAGGUCCUGUCAAAUCUUAGCAAAGAUGUUGUGGCCCCAUACAUGCAUGUGGUGGAUUCAUUCAUGGAUGACAAUUCUCCAGAUCCGUAUGAGUCACGCAAAACCCUUUUGUUCUUUCGAGGAAGAACGGAGAGGAAAGAUGGGGGAAAAGUUCGAUCAAAAUUGGUUCCUAUAUUAAAGGGUAUUGAGGAUGUCGUCUAUGAAAGUAGCUACAUAACAGAAGAAGGAAUAAACAUGUCGAUACAUGGGAUGAGGUCGUCGAAGUUUUGUCUACACCCUGCAGGAGAUACCCCUUCUUCAUGCCGUCUUUUUGAUGCAAUUGUGAGCCAUUGUGUUCCUGUAAUUGUGAGUGACCACAUUGAGUUACCGUACGAGGAUGAAUUGGAUUAUACUGAGUUUUCAGUUGUGUUCUCUGUCGAAGAGGCAUUGACACCAGAUUACAUGGUUAAUCAGCUCCGCCAAAUUCCGAAAGAGAAAUGGCUUGAAAUGUGGAGACUUCUAAAACGAAUCGCUCAUCACUACGAAUUCCAGUAUCCUCCAAAGAAAGAAGAUGCUGUCAACAUGUUGUGGAGACAGAUAAGGCACAAGGUUCCGGCUGCUAAACUAGCUGUACAUAGAAGCAGGAGGUUAAAAGUGCCUGACUGGUGGAGCCGGAGAAGAUAACAUUGUACAUUCACAGUCAUUUAUAGCUUCAACCCUUUUGAAGGGGUUAGAUUGUCAUACACUGUCAUCAGAGUUUGUUGUCGGUAAUCCAUACUUGUUUAGGAAUACACAAAGCUGAUCAUGAAUGUCUUGGAGCAAAUGUAGCAGCCUAUUGAUUAAAUAUUUAUUGUUCACAGAAAUUGAUAAUUAUUCCGAGUCUCUGUUGUAAACCCAUUUCCACAGCUAAUAUACAUAUACACUCCUAGGCCAGGAUUAUUAUUAUUAUUA
Messenger RNA from Daucus carota subsp. sativus, 1694 nucleotides. RefSeq names its product probable arabinosyltransferase ARAD1. The coding region runs from base 108 to 1427 and encodes 439 amino acids. Gene Ontology annotation, molecular function: glycosyltransferase activity. The transcript has 4 exons. Lineage: Eukaryota; Viridiplantae; Streptophyta; Magnoliopsida; Apiales; Apiaceae. The record is from RefSeq and is a predicted model, not a curated record.